GUUUCGGUAUCACAAUGUGGGAAAUCUUUAGUGAAGGCGAUAUCCCAUUCGCUGCUUACCAGUUAAAUGAAAUGUUACGACUCAUCAAUUUGGGCACGAGACUAGCUAAACCAGUCAAUUGCACGGAUGCCAUUUACGCAAUUAUGCUUCAGUGUUGGCCUUUUGAUGAAGGCAAGCGCUACAGUUUUCUAAACUUGGAGAAUGCCUUGAGAAAUAUUCUUAUUAUUAUCAAGCCGUCCUUCAGAAAUUUUCUUCUAAGAACCUACGACGGUUACGUGGAUGUCGCUACUGUAGCAAAAGAGCUGGAAAAAACCGUAAAAAAUAGUGACAAGCAUUGCGAUCAAUUGGAAGAGUCUACUGAUAUGAGUAGUCAAUACGGGUACGUGAACGAUACCAAUGCAGAGUCGUUUCUGAAGCAAGCUUUCACUUCCACCGAAACGGGUUCAAAAAGGUAAAUA
Messenger RNA from Zophobas morio, 458 nucleotides. Its product is annotated as fibroblast growth factor receptor 3-like. The record is from RefSeq and is a predicted model, not a curated record. The transcript is spliced from 2 exons. Gene Ontology annotation, cellular component: plasma membrane; signaling receptor complex. The coding region runs from base 15 to 455 and encodes 146 amino acids. Gene Ontology annotation, biological process: multicellular organism development; positive regulation of kinase activity; protein phosphorylation. NCBI's taxonomy places the organism in Eukaryota, Metazoa, Arthropoda, Insecta, Coleoptera, Tenebrionidae. Gene Ontology annotation, molecular function: transmembrane receptor protein tyrosine kinase activity.